Molecule: messenger RNA, 204 nt
Organism: Adineta steineri
Lineage: Eukaryota; Metazoa; Rotifera; Eurotatoria; Adinetida; Adinetidae
Source: the annotation of a GenBank genome assembly
AUGAAUACGGGACCACGUCAAUGGCCUCAUCUUGUAGGUAGAAGUGCUCAAGAAGCCGUUCAAGUAAUUAGAAGAGAUACCGGUUUAACUAAUAUUCAAAUUAUGCAACCAGAUAUGAUGGGCACCAUGGAUUAUCGAACAGAUCGAGUUAGAAUUCAAGUCGAUCAAUAUGGUAGAGUUUCAUCUCCACCAACUAUUGGUUAA